CCAACUCCAUUGAGAGGACCAUACCGAGUCGGGAUUGCGAGUGUAGAUCUCGCUGGGACAUUUAAGCUAGCUGGCGCAUCCGCGCAGUAGAAGUCGGUGGGCCAUCAUUUUGGGUGUCCGAUGCUGCACUGUGGUGUGACCCACACUAAUCACCGUAGCAGACAGCAAACCAUGUUCAUCCUGGAUGCUCCUAGUCCCUCGAGUACGCAUGGAAUGCAUUGUCUGCAUCGAGCCAGUACUGUCUGUGGAUCAAGCUCAGUCAGAGUGAGGCUUGAUCUCACGCUGUCUUAACGAUUAAUGGUUGCUCAUUGUACAGCAUAAUCGAGUCUCCAGCCUUGAGAUAUCGUUCCGGUAUAUCCAGAUUGGUUCAUCUUUUCAAGCGGAGAAAUUUGGAGUCGGGAGCUCCUCAGGAUUAAAUUCUAAGUGGCAGGAUGAGCGUUUUGGACGUUCAAACAAACGGAUUUCACCAGAGCGAAGAUCCGGAGAUGAUACCCACGGAAGUUCUCUUUGGCUACCCAAGAGAACAAGCACGGCUUUCUCCCGACGGGAAGUUCGUGGCGUACCUCAGUCCUUCUCCCGAUCAAGUCUCCAAUGUGUGGGUCCGACCCCUCGACGGGAAAGAGGAGGAUGCAAAAAUGGUGACGAAGGAAAACCACAGAGGAAUUCGGUGGUUUCUCUGGAAUCCGUCAGGAGAAUAUAUCAUCUACAAGCAAGAUGGCGGAGGUGAUGAAGACUGGCAUCACUUCGCAGUGGAUUUGGCCAGCGGAGACAUUCGGGACCUAACUCCUUACGACAAUGUGUCCAGCAGAUUGAUGCCAAGCAGUAUUAGUGGGUUACGUCCAUACGACAUGUGCUUUUACAUGAACAUCCGCGAAAAAAGUGAUUUCGACGUGUAUAAGAUCAACAUCAAGACAGGGGAUGUUGUGUUAGACACGGAGAAUCCUGGAGAUAUACAAGACUGGUUAUGUGAUAGCAACUUCCAAGUUCGAGGAGCUCUGCAGUAUCACCUUUCAGAUGGUAGCUCGACCAUUCGUGUACGAGAUUCAGUAGACUCUGAAUGGAGAGAUGUGCUUCACUGGUCUUCACAAGAGCAUGGAGCCAUGAUGGGAUUUGCAAGUGAUCCGAAGAAAAUGUACAUUCUAUCUUCUUUGGAUUCUCCCACCAGUCGUCUGGUUUUGAUCAACCUUGAAGAUGGGUCAGUUGAACGGGUGAUAGCAUCUCAUCCGAAAUGUGAUGUUCUUGGAUUCAGAGGAGAUCCAUCCAAGGUUCUUUUCAUGGACUUCAGAACGAAAGAGUAUACCGCUGUUGCCUUUGCCUAUGACAAACUGAAAUGGACAGUACUUCACCCCAGUGUACAGGACGACUUUGACCUACUGACUACAUACAGGCCAGGAAACAUGUACAUCGCUAGCAGAGAUCGCCAAAAUCAAAAGUGGGUCGUCACCUACGAAAUCGACAAUGGAUCAGCAGAGACGUAUAUUUAUGAAAGGAGCAGUAAGACGAUGACAUUACUAUUCGAACACCUUCCAAAGCUGAAACAGUACAAGCUGGGAUCAAUGCAGCCUCAUGUAGUCAAGGCCCGUGAUGGUCUUGACAUCCUGAUAUAUCUUACGCUACCAGCCGACGUGGAGCCAAAAAAUCUACCCUUGGUUCUGCGUACACAUGGCGGUCCUUGGUUUCGAGACUGGUGGGGAUGGGAUAGCGAGGCUCAGUAUUUUGCAAGCCGUGGUUAUGCAUGCUUGCAGGUGCAAUAUCGUGGGUCAGAUGGAUUCGGUAAAGUCUUUCUGCAUGCCGGAGAUAAGCAAUGGGGAGCCAAAAUGCAGAAUGACAUCACAGACUCUGUCCUUUGGACCAUAAAUCAAGGCAUUGUGGAUAGAGAACGGGUUGCCAUCGGUGGUAUUUCCUUCGGUAGCUUUUGCAGUUUGGCUGGAGCAGCUUUUACUCCAGAACUAUAUAAAUGCUGCGUAGAUCUUGUUGGUCCAACCCAAAUGAAGACGGUGACAACUAAAAUCGUGCCAUACUGGAAACCCAAGCGAAAGUUGUUGCAUGACAGAGUUAUUGACUUGGAGAACGACGAUGAGCUGAACCAGCAAAGAUCUCCAUUCUUCCAUGCGGAUAAGAUUCAGGUGCCAGUAAUAAUUGCACAUGGCGGAAACGAUAUUGUUGUGAACCCUGGUGAGAGUGAGCAAAUGUUCCAGGCUCUGAAAGAUCUGAACAAACCUGUGACGUACUUGAUCUACAAAGACGAGGGUCAUUGGCUCGAAAGACCACAGAACAAGAUGGACUGGUUCUGGAGGCUGGAGAAACUACUGCAUAAACAAAUAGGCGGCAAACUUGGAACACCUCCUCCUGUCACCAAAUCUGGAGCGUUCUUGGUUUACGAUUCCAUUGGUCUUUAGGUUAGGUCCUUAUAUUAGAAAGCAUAUUGUACAUAGCUUGCAACAGACUCCUUACGAGUUGUAACUCGUCUGGGCAAACUCCUAGCUUUUUGUCGCGCAGCUGUAUGAAUUGAGAAUAGCUAACCCCGACGAAACAUGACUUUUAUUAAGAAGAUUGUGAAGCUGGCAACGCAUCAAGUAUAUGAAAAAGUACACAGGGUCAUUGGCUCAAGUUGUUGACUAAAAAAUCGUACGAGGAUAUACUAUCUCAUCAGUCUUCUUAUCUACCAUGUUAUUCCAGCUAGGUGCUGUUCCUUGAUGAAAAUGUAGUGAAACAUCGGACUCUUUUGUACCUCAAGUUGGAAAGCUGAUUUGAGAGCGGAAUCUCAAGAGUUGCAUUUGCUUCUAAAACUCAUCAAUCUGA
Messenger RNA from Marchantia polymorpha subsp. ruderalis, 2802 nucleotides. Lineage: Eukaryota; Viridiplantae; Streptophyta; Marchantiopsida; Marchantiales; Marchantiaceae. The record is from the annotation of a GenBank genome assembly.